This is a messenger RNA of Menidia menidia (Atlantic silverside), 1131 nucleotides long. Lineage: Eukaryota; Metazoa; Chordata; Actinopteri; Atheriniformes; Atherinopsidae. The record is from the annotation of a GenBank genome assembly.
AUGCCGCCCCUCGGAGGCGAAGGAGAUGGCAAAUCCAUCGGCCAAGAGAACCCCACAGCUCUGAGGAAGAGCUGCAUGCAGAAGACGAUGAGUUUGAAGUUAGAUGCAGGAGGAGGGAGAACAGGUGGGCUCAAAAGCCUGAGUACAAAGAGGAAAAGAGAGCCCAGGAACAGAGAGCAAACAGGUUGCAAUGAUCAGUCGUCUCCUCGACAGCUUCACAAACAGGACAGGUACAAAGAAGAUCUGAAACAACAGAUAGAGGAAAAAAAGAGGAAGCAGGCAGAGGAGAGAGAACGUAUUAGGAUUGCGAUAGAAAAGGAAGAGAAAAGGCUGGCAAAGGAGAGGGCUCGCAUACAGCAGGAAUAUGAGGAGGAGCAAAGGAAACAAAAAAGGCCUCAGAAUAACCAAAAAACUCCACUUCAGAUUCCGGAGCCUAAAACCCACCACAGAGAGAAGGAGAAGAGUACAAAGCAGCCAAAAGACAUGUUGCCUCAGAUUGACUUGACAAGAGAGAAGAAAACUUCACCAUUUAUUUAUGAGAGAGCACCAUCUCCUCCCAUCCCAACUUUACAGAGGAAACAGGCCAAGCUUGUAACUCUUUCAUCUGAUGUGAGCAAAUUGUCUUCCAGCACUGAUCGCUCUGUGUCAGCGCCACAUGAUCGACCUGUCCCUGUGAGAAUCCCGCCUCUAGACAAGGAAAAACAGGAAGUAAUCAGAGAGCUGUCAGCUCUCCGUAAAUAUCUGAGAAAAGAACAGAGACAACUGGAGCUUCAACGGUGUCUGACAGGCCCACCAAAGACUCCCUAUUCUCCCACUUCAAGAUGCCGAAUGGCUGCUUUUGAGCAUGCAAAUGAGGAAUCUGUCCAGCCAUCGCCCAGGCGGGCCGCACCUGCUGCUGAUGUUGAUGAGCAAAACAUGACUGAUCUCAACCAACGUAAAUACAGAGACAGAAAAGGAAAAACGAGCGAGCCAAGAAAGUGAGGAGGGAACAAGUAGAACUAAAGCAUCAAUAAUGUAAGUGUUUUCUGUCUUAAUGUUUUCCUUUUCGCACCCUGACUUGGUUACUGCAUCAAUUGGAAAACAAAGCUACUUGAGGGGAUAUACUGUAUGAGAUAUAUCUUGUCUUCAUCU